Messenger RNA from Colletotrichum destructivum, 2235 nucleotides. RefSeq lists its product as uncharacterized. Lineage: Eukaryota; Fungi; Ascomycota; Sordariomycetes; Glomerellales; Glomerellaceae. The transcript has 2 exons. Bases 909 to 1916 code for a protein of 335 amino acids. The record is from RefSeq and is a predicted model, not a curated record.
CUAACUCUCCUCUCUUCUUCUGCCACGUUGUCGCCCACGCCCCCUCCCCCCACAGUCUCUGUAGUUCGCUUUCUAGCUGUUCUCGUUGGAGUUUCCCACCCGUUUCUCACAUGCCCAGGUUACCCCGCCUGCCACCUUACGUUCGUCCCAUGCAUCUCCUCCGAUCAUGACAAACGGACGACCGACCGCAUAGGGUCCCUAGCAACGCAGCAAUUAGUAGCCACCACACCAGCAAACGGUCCAACACAGGCACUGGCUCAUCUCACAGGCGUCGCACAGCAGACGCACCCGCCAAGCAGGGCUCCGGACUUUCGGUUCGAUCGACGGGGGUUAGAGGUCCACGCCGCCUCGUACACUGUGGACCGUGGGAGUUCCACAGCACACAUGUGCCUGACCUCUGACUGACGUCUUUCAUCGUCCGCUCCCCAUUAGGUAUUCGUACAGUCAGGGCCCCCCCGGCACCGCAUCCCGACGCUCCACGGUCCGCCGGCCACUUGUGGGAGAGGGAGGGAGCCAAACCUUUGCUUUACAGGCAACGUAAGCUACAAGACUAUAAGUACAUACAAAAUCCAGGUUCGGACGGGGUGGCCGUGCCGCCCGCGUGCCCGCGCCCGCUGUCCCUCAAUUGACUCUUUCGGUUUCUGACCCAUUCGGGACAUUUUGCGCCCCCCCACCCUCAGUCUCAGUUCUCCAGUGCUGCAAAGGGGCGCUCAAGGCGGUUUGUUAUUGGGGCGCCCGCCGCACGGCAUCCGCUAAAAACCGAGGAAGCCCGUCACCCCUCCUCCCUCGAUAGAACUGCCGUGUGUUGUCCGUCGCGCGAACCUCUCUCUCUACCCUCCCGACCUAGCCCGACGAAUCCCCUCGAAAAGUUUUCUUUCGAGGAGACCACGGAAGGGGUUUCCCGAAUCAUGAGCAGCCCUACCGUCGGGUCCCUUCUGGCUGCCAUUGCGACACUCAUCAGUGAUGGCCUGCGAAUCCUCCAGCUCGCCGACAAGCGCCAAUGGGGACCUGACGAACAUGAGCAGUUGCGCCUGCUCGACGACGCCCUCGACGAUGCCAAGAAGGACUUUCAGGAGCUGUCGGUCCUCGUCAACGGCCAACGCUAUUACAUGAACGAUCGAAAACCCCAUUCAAUCGCCGAGUUACAGGUAUUGCGUUCCAAAUUCGAGCUUCACGUCGCCAACUUCAAGGACUGGGCCAGGAUAGGAGGGCCCAUCAACCCCGUAUGGGCCCGGGACACGACUGAGUUGCGCCGCGAGCUUCAUCGCGCACAGUGCCGCGCUGCAAGAAGGAUAUUCGCCGCGGAACAAGAGACGUCCGCUAGGUGCCUAGGCGCCUUUCUAGUCUACAGAAAACAGCGAGAAUGGCGGAACCGGCUCGCCUUGAAUGAAGAGGAGCACCACCGGCGACACGUGGAGGAGGUGGUAGCUUGCAACACCAUUGGUAAAUUUGAGCGCUUCGGGGACGGGGGCAUUGCCUUUGUAUGCGACUUUUGCGACGGACACCUGGUGUGGGAAGAUCUGGAGAGCAUGCCAUCGCUCCGUGCCGCCGAGGAGUCCAGCACCAGCCCCUUGCCGCCCAUUUCGCCGACGACACAGAUGCCCUAUUGGCAGGCGACGGGGUUCACAGUAUCAAAACGACGACAGGAGAAGACGGUUGUGUUCGCGCCCCUAGCGAUAGCGAACCACAUGGCGCCGUAUCAGGGGGACUGGGUCGCCCGCCUCCUCUGCCCCUUUUGCGACGAGGCUCCUUAUGCCGAGGUGGGCGAUGAUGACGAUGACCUGCGGGAUCCCCUCGACGAUUCCGGUUUCGAGGAUCUCCAGGCAUUCCAGGAGCACCUUGAAUGGCAACACACGGCGGCCUCAAUACCGGCCGUACCCCUACCCAAGGCGGCCAAGGAGUGUCUAGUGAUGUGACACGACUGAAAUUCGACAGCGGUUUAUGGCGGCGCAAUACGGUGGUUCGUUCGUGUAUACAUAUACAUUUGCGUAUCGUCUUUUUGACAUGGGCGAGGAGUUGGGGAAUUCUUUUUUACAAAGAGGGACUGGAUUCGUUCAUCCGCACUACGACGCAUGAGAUUAUUCCUGGGUUAUACGCCUUUUUUUUUUUUUUUUUUUUUUGCAUUCCUACUUCUUGAUACCGCAGAAGGGGCCAGAAGGGGCCAUUUCAGACACCAGUACUAAGAUGGCACCACGGUCACCACCAUCCAGUCUAGAGAGACUCAUCAGAGCAUAG